This is a messenger RNA of Boleophthalmus pectinirostris (great blue-spotted mudskipper), 2167 nucleotides long. Its product is annotated as cell surface A33 antigen-like. The record is from RefSeq and is a predicted model, not a curated record. The coding region runs from base 132 to 1376 and encodes 414 amino acids. Gene Ontology annotation, cellular component: plasma membrane. The transcript is spliced from 7 exons. Lineage: Eukaryota; Metazoa; Chordata; Actinopteri; Gobiiformes; Gobiidae.
AAUGACAGGACGCCUCCAGGUUUCGAUGCAAAUACUGAGCGUUUCGGGCGGCUGCUGCUGCCCGUGCUAACUCUGAUAAAGAACAUUUUUGUAGCAUUUUACAGAUUAUAGCCUUGGACAUCACAACAGAGAUGGGGACUUGGAUAUUUUCUUUAACUUUCGUGUGUUUGGCUCUCAUCUCUGGGGUCAGCUGCCUCACCGUGGUCAUCCCUGAGGUUAAAUAUGAGUAUGCUCGCGGGGACAACAUCACCCUCCCCUGCAAUUUUAAGAGUAACCAGGCCAGCCCCGCCCUCGUCAUCAUCACCUGGACCGCUGAAGGCGUCAAUGGAGGAGAAGAUGUGGUGAUCCUGACUCAUUACUCAUCUCCUGACAGGACAGAUUACACCAGUACAUACGAGAAACGGGCCAAACUGGACGUGAACACUGCCACCGGAAAGGCUGACCUCAGACUUUACUCCAUCAGUCUGGACGAUAACAGGCGCUUCGUGUGCCGAGUGCAAAUUCCUGGAGACGAUGAGGGCAUACCGGCCGAUACUACCGAACUGGUGGUGCUGGUGGCUCCAUCUCCUCCCAUCUGUAAAGUCGAGGGUAAAGCAGAGUACGGCCAGAACAUAAACCUUACCUGUCGCUCAGAGGAGGGCUCCCCACCCCCCACCUACAAAUGGGACCGCAGGUCUGUCGAAAACAUCCCCAAAAUGAAUGAACCAAGGACAACAGACAAGGGAGGAAUCCUGUCCCUGUACAACAUUUCCAAAGACACGUCUGGAUACUACAUCUGCACUUCUGCCAACAAGAUCCGCUCUGCCACCUGUAACCUCACGCUCGCCGUCAUGCCCCCCUCCAUGUUGGGCUCUGUGGGGCAGACCGCUGGGAUCAUCGCUGCAGUGGUGGCUGCGCUCAUCAUCUUCAUCAUUGUCAUCUACUGCUGCUGCUGCAAGAAGAAGGGCCAGGAUGAAGAGUACACCAUGGGGGUGAAGGAGUACAGAGACAAUGAGCCCGCUGAGAACGGCGAGCGGCGUGCACCUCAAGGUGACGCCCGCACCGAGAGAGACACCAGGGAGCGUCGUGACUAUGACGACCCCCGUAGCGACUAUGAUGAUCGCCGUAGUGACUACACUGAGAGACGCACUGAUUAUGAUGAUCGCCGUAGCGACUUCAGUGAUCGUCGUAGCGACUACGAUGAUCGGCGCAGCGACUACACUGACCGCACCGAUGACCGCAGAGACCGCCGCUAUGAUGACGACCGCCGAGACAACCGCUAUGAUGAUGACCGUCGCUAUGACAGCCGAGACCGUCGCUAUGACGACAGGGAGUAUGACGACAGACCCGCACCGCCUGCAAACAAACCUCCGAGACGAGACUAUGAUGAUGACUAAGACCAACCACUGCAAAGCUCCAGUUAACUCUGUGUAAGACGAACUUUAGUCAUUUAACUCCAGCCCAAUGUGUGAUUCUGCCUCAAAGGAAAAAGUGUUACACUACCGACUGAGGUUAUGUCUCAUCAGAAAAACAACACGGUGAUGGCGACAGAGAGGAUUAACUGUGACUUUACUCUUUGUACACAGAGAGUAAUUUAGAUCAGGCUAUCAUCAGGACGCCAAUGAAAUGUGUGGCCUACCUGGACAUCAGGUUAUCCUGAUACUAAAAAGCUUAUUGUUUUAUUCAGUUUCCACUUUUUACUUGUACUAUAUUGUUAACCAGGAAGAUUGUACCAGCUUUGCAUUAGUUGUAGCUGUAAGUUAAGGCAUUUUUAAGAAACAUCAUCGAACAAUUUUCCAUCUGUCUGUAUGAAAUAUCAUGAAAUAUACUUUGUUUAUUGUUUUAUAAAAAUAUCUUGUGACUAUUUGGCAUAUGCGCACAAUAUAAGACUAUUGCAAUGUUUUUAUAUGGUUGUACAAAGAUAUUAGCUUUAAAUUUAAAUAUGCAAUUUCAUGUUUUGUGAUAGAUUUUUGUUAUUUUAAGGGCUUUGGGGUUUGAUUGACUUGUGGCCAGGUCGAUUGUGUUGUAAAUAGCACAAUGGAAAGCACCUGAAUUUCUCUUCCCUUUUACACUGUUAUAAUAAAUUGGACAGAUGUUACCACAGAUAAUAUAGUUAAAAUGAAUUAUACAACUCUUUGUCAUUUGUAAAAACACUUUGAAAGCAAUAAAAUUAUAUUGUACAGUAAAA